Messenger RNA from Culicoides brevitarsis, 954 nucleotides. Its product is annotated as trypsin iota-like. The transcript has 2 exons. The record is from RefSeq and is a predicted model, not a curated record. The coding region runs from base 14 to 808 and encodes 264 amino acids. Gene Ontology annotation, biological process: proteolysis. Gene Ontology annotation, molecular function: serine-type endopeptidase activity. NCBI's taxonomy places the organism in Eukaryota, Metazoa, Arthropoda, Insecta, Diptera, Ceratopogonidae.
UGUUCUAUCGACAAUGAAGUUGUUUGUCAAAAUAAUUUUGGUACUGUCUGCCAUUUACGUUCGCGAGGCAGCAUGUCAAGAGAACGGUACAUCUGAAGUCGCUGAUAGCGCAACAAAACUUGAAAUUACUGAUGUGCCAAAUGUUGUUGUCAUCUACACUCUUCCAUGUUCGAGUAGUUUAGAAUGUGAUGCUAUUUAUUGCACUGGAAUUAUUUUAUCCGCCGGGUAUGUAGCAACAGCGGCCAGUUGCGUAACAAUUCCAAAUACCAUAACCACCUAUAACACAACGCAAAUUUUUGCGGGCGGAAAAGGACCUGGAACUGCCGAGCAAACAAGAGGUAUCUCAAAUUACUUAAUUCAUUCCAAUUACGAUCCAACUUCGUGUUGCGGCAAAUUUCCAUAUGACCUUGUCGUGUUGCAACUGAGUUCCUCCUUAACGCUUGGACCGAAUGUCACGGUAUCGAAAAUAGCGACGACAGCUCCUAAAAUUGGCGAUACCUUGUAUGCCGUUGGCUUGGGCGAAGAUUAUACGCUCGAGUAUGUGACGACGGAGGUGAAUUGCUCGUACGAGUGCUUCAAGACGAACAAAUGUGCCCGCGAUGCCAAUUAUGGAGCGACAAUUUGCGCGCAACGAGAAGGUGUCACAGUUUGCGAUAAUUGGUACAAAGGGGGUCCGUUCUUUUUGAAGGAUCAGCAAACGGUUGCUGCGCUCAUUUUGGGACCUUUGAAACCGUCGUGCAUCAAUGGCGGCGUGAAUUAUGGCGUGGCUCUCAGUGAAUUUCUCGGAGCUUUGGCACCAUAUACGUAAAUAUAAAAAAAUAUGAAAAAAUUUAGGCCGUUUCAAUUUUUUUUCUAUGUUUUUGUCCCAUUUUAAAAAUUGAAAAUCCAAUGAAAAAAUAAUAAAUAAAUAAAAAUUUAAAAGUUUGUCAAAAUUGACUGUUUUUUUAAUCUUUU